Messenger RNA from Pieris macdunnoughi, 819 nucleotides. The record is from the annotation of a GenBank genome assembly. Lineage: Eukaryota; Metazoa; Arthropoda; Insecta; Lepidoptera; Pieridae.
AUGGCUCCGAAACAGCCUAAGGAGGCGGCUAAGGCCCCCGUAGCUCCUGCAAGCGGAGUAAAGAAAGCCAAAGUUGGCAAACCGAGGAAUUAUGACUUAGGAAAUGGAAUCGUCAGAUUCUCGAAAUCUAAAAUGUUCCACAAAACUGCCAAAUAUAAGUUCAUUGGCAAGAAAAACCCCAAGGCACCCAAGCAUAAGAAGCCUACAGUGGUGGUAAAGCCCAUUGGUGGUGAGAAGAAUGGAGGCACUCGUAAUGUCUUGCUGCGUCGCAGAAAAUCCUUCUACCCCACACAAGACAAAAUCAGAACAUACCGCCACCACAAGUGCUUUAGCAAGCACGUCAGAAACAUCCGCCCCAACCUUACUGUCGGAACUGUCUGCAUCUUGCUGGCAGGUAGACACGCAGGCAAGCGAGUGGUGCUUGUUGGAGUGUUACCCAGUGGUCUCUUACUUGUUACUGGACCAUUUGCAUUCAACUCAUGUCCACUCCGUCGUGUUCCCCAACGGUAUGUAAUUGGUACCAGCACCAAUGUGGAGUUGGGUGACUUCAAGCUUCCCGCUCACCUUGAUGAUGCCUACUUCAAGAAGAACAAGAAGAGCACCAAGCGCAGCGUUAAGCGGAAGGAGGGCGAAGAUAUUUUUGCCACCAAAAAAGAGAAAUAUGUCCCAUCAGAACAACGUAAGACCGACCAGAAAACGGUAGAUGAUGCGGUGAUCAAAGCGAUCGGCAAACGCACAGACAAGAAGGUGCUCCGGGGUUACCUUAAGGCCGCCUUUGGUCUGCGCUCCAGCCAAUUUGCGCACCGGCUCAGGUUCUAA